Brassicogethes aeneus is the source of this 898-nucleotide messenger RNA. The record is from the annotation of a GenBank genome assembly. Lineage: Eukaryota; Metazoa; Arthropoda; Insecta; Coleoptera; Nitidulidae.
AGCUUUAAACGUUGUUUAUGAAAGUAUCAAACAGAUUUAACCAAAGAUGACUGGGACAAUUGGCCUUAUGAAAGCUCAUAUAAGCUAUGUACUAAAUGAUUUGGCGGAUCCAAGAACAAAGGACUGGUUUUUGGUGGACAGUAUUCUGCCAGUUCUUACGAUGGCUGUAAUCUAUUUACUUUUUGUAUUAAAACUUGGUCCAAAGUUAAUGGAGAACCGGAAACCGUUCGAAAUUAAAAACGUUCUUAUUUUUUAUAACCUUUUUCAGGUUCUAUUAAGCGCUUAUAUGUUUUAUGAGUCUUUAGAUGCAGCUUGGCUGCGAAACUACAGUUGGACAUGUGAGCCCAUCGAUAGAUCAAUGGAUCCAAGUGCGAUGAGAAUCGCCAGGGGAGUUUACGUAUUUUAUUUGGCAAAAGUCUCGGAACUGCUCGACACCAUCUUUUUCGUUUUAAGAAAAAAACAAAGUCAAGUUACGUUUUUGCAUUUAUACCACCACACCUUUAUGUUGUUCAUCGGCUGGAUCGGCACCAAAUACGUUCCAGGCGGGCAUCUCAUCUUUUUGGGAAUGGUAAAUUCCUUCGUGCACAUCGUUAUGUAUACUUAUUAUAUGUUGGCUGCCAUGGGGCCCGAGUACCAGAAAUACUUGUGGUGGAAAAAACAUAUUACGCUUAUUCAAAUGAUUCAAUUUUUGAUGAUUUUCGUCCACAGUUCGCAGCUUGUUUGGAGCGAUUGCGGAUAUCCAAGGGGAUACGCCAUCAUUGCCCUUCCCAACGCAGUAUUAUUCUAUAACAUGUUUUCUAACUUUUACAAGAAAACCUACAUACCAAAAGACCAAAUCCAAAAUAACAACAUCACUAAAAAAGAAAUAUAGGCGCAUUAAAAACUACCGUUAAGUACC